AUGGAAGGAUUGGUAACGAGUUUAUUAGUGGAAUUAAGAAUCGGUUUAACGAUAACACUCAACAGCAAUGGAGAACAACUCAUACAAUUCUGUGCACAUAAUGAACUACGCAUUAACAACACGUUUUAUCCCCAUAAACAACAGCAUAAGUAUACGUUCGAGAACACAAGAGGACAUAAAUCGAUUAUAGACUACAUUAUUACAAACAGAAAUAUUCAUCCCUCAAAAAUAUUAGAUGUCAGAACAUUAACCUCAGCAAACACAGGGACUAACCACCAUAUGGUGCUAGCCAUAAUGCGGAACUGCGUACAAAAGAAAACCCACAACAAACCGAAAGUGACAGAAAAGCUGAACAUAGAAAGCCUUAGUGAUGACACCACAAAAUACCUCUACCAGCAAAGACUAAGGAAGGCAAUAAAUGAAAACAAGAUCUUGAAAGAUGAUACCGUAGAACUAGCAUGGAAAAGAUUAAGUACUGAUAUAAGGACAGCUGCAGAAGAGGCAUUAGGCAAACGAAAGGUGAACCUAAACGGAAAGCCCAACACGAAACCAUGGUUCACACACGAAAUCAAAUCACCUGCGGAAGAAAAAAGAAAAUCAUAUCUUCAAUAUAUAAGUCAAACAAUUACAUAUGCUGAUUACAAAGUCGUGAGGAAUAAGACAAAUAUGGAAAUACAAACGAUUAAGAGACAAUUCUGGGAGAAAUACUCAUCAGACAUGGAAAACGACUUAUAUGGGGGACAGAAAAAGAUCUGGAAUAUGAUAAGGGACAUCAAAAGACCAAUCAAUGAAUAUAUCCACACGAAAACAAUAACAUUAAAAGAAUGGGAAAGGUAUUUCCAUGAACUCUACGGUGACACAGUAACAAGCCAACCCACAGAACAGAAACAAGAAAAUAUAUCUGGGGAAGGAGAAGACAUCCAACAACAAUUGAUAUCAAAAGACAAAAGUGAAGCAACAAUGCGCAAGAUGAAAAACAGGAAAUCACCAGGGCUGGAUAAUAUUAAUAACGAGCUUCUUAAAUAUGGUGGCAAUGAAUUAAUAGACCAAAUGCAUGUCAUGUUCAACAAGAUAUACGACCAGAGAAAAGUACUAGAGGAAUGGAAAGUAAGCAUAUCGAUCCCCGUCUUUAAAAAGGAAAAGAAAGAUCCAAAUAAUUAUAGAGGUAUCAGCCUCCUAAGCACGACUUCAAAAUUACUAAUAAAUAUUAUUACAGAAGAAAUCUCAAGUAGCGGCAUGAGCGAAGAACAACAGGGAUUUAGACAAAAUUGA
Molecule: messenger RNA, 1272 nt
Organism: Diorhabda carinulata
Lineage: Eukaryota; Metazoa; Arthropoda; Insecta; Coleoptera; Chrysomelidae
Exons: 1
Coding region: 1-1272 (423 amino acids)
Source: RefSeq, a predicted model, not a curated record